AUGACUGAUUCAAUCGAUAAUCAGCCGCGAAGCUGUUGCGACACGAACGAUCUGACUUGCUUGAAUCAACAACCUCAAAGUCAAUCACAAUUAAGUACAAUUGAUGUAGAUAUCGAAGCUUCGUGUCUACUCAUCGUCUCUCUCUCUUUAAGACCUUACGUGGCCUCCUUCAAUACUCUUCCCGAAUCGCAAUUCGCAUAA
Botrytis deweyae is the source of this 201-nucleotide messenger RNA. RefSeq lists its product as uncharacterized. The coding region runs from base 1 to 201 and encodes 66 amino acids. NCBI's taxonomy places the organism in Eukaryota, Fungi, Ascomycota, Leotiomycetes, Helotiales, Sclerotiniaceae. The transcript has 3 exons. The record is from RefSeq and is a predicted model, not a curated record.